UUGUGUUGUUCCCUUAUGGACCUGAACCCGCCCCAUUUCAAGUGGCUUUAUUCCUACUCCCCCUUACACUGUCCCCUUGGCUCUAACGCGGUUAGCGGGCCAUGGCCCGUCGGGGGAGAGAGAAUUGAACUAUCCCCGACAGGACAAUGUGGGCGUCCUCCAAUGCUCAGUUUUGCGGAGCCACCCAAGGGAGUGAGGAAUAGCUAUUGGAUUGGAGCCUAUAUUAAAUACUCCUGUCGCCCAGGAUACUCUCCGGCCUCUGGAAAGUCUCUUUUCCUUGAAUGUGGUGCAGAUUCAACAUGGUCAGUAAUAGACCCUGAGUUUUGUGUAGGAAAACCAUGUAAAGCACUAGAACUAGAAAAUGGCAGAGUUGAUUUGACCAAUCUCCGGUUUGGUGCAACAGCAACCUUCUCCUGUAAUGAAGGUUACAGAUUGAGUGGACCGACUUCCACCCAAUGUGUGCUUGCGCGAAAUGGAGUUGAUUGGGAUAAGGAGGUUCCACUUUGCCAAGCAAUAUCUUGUCGUCCACCUCCUGAUAUCACCCAUGGAUCCCAUAAUGCUCUGAUUGGAGACGAGUUUUCCUUUGGCUCAGCGGUAACUUACAAAUGUGACCAGGGCUUCUCUCUUAUUGGAGAGGCCUUGAUUCGUUGUACAACAAAAGAUAAUGUCAAUGGAGAGUGGAGUGGGCCUGCCCCUGAAUGCAAAGUUGGGUGUCUGAAGCCAGAGGUGCAAAAUGGAAACCUGUUCAAUGCAGUGGAUGAAAAAAUGUGGUACAGUGUGAAUGAAACCAUUUCUUUCAAAUGCUCUCCUGGAUACCAGUUUUCAAGCCAUUCCCUCCUACCUGCAACAGACAGAUUUAGUAUUACUUGUUUAGUGGAUGGCAGCUGGACAGCAUUACCGAAGUGUAAAAAGCAAAGCACUUCUGAUGUGUGUGAGAUGGUUCCUGAGAACAAAGAGUUCAAAGAGUGUGGUGUGCCUCUGGAGACACUGAGAACUCUGCUGGAAGUGCAGAAACUGUAUCUGGAGAUUGAGAAACUGAAGCAGGAGCUAAAGUCACAAUGAAUAGCUGAGACCUGUAAUCCAUAUUGUGAUAAACUCUCUCUCCUUUGGAUGCAGUUCAUAUAAUUACACUACACACAGGAUGAUUUGUACUGAUUUCAUAGAACUUGAUAAUACAGCUACUAACUCAGAAUAGGUAGUAAAUCAGGGAUCAGAUUUCCUUACUGGGUGCAGUUUUUUAGGAUUCUUUUGUUCUUUCCCCUUGAAUUUCACAAAUUUGAGUUUCCACUUGAUGAUAAACUAGGGAUUUCAGGUCCUUGUACAGGUUUUAGGGGUUAUAGUGAAGGAUUGAGUUGAGAUUUGGUUUUACUUGGGUAGGUUAACAAUUUGCUUCCAUGCUACUGAAUCAGUUGAUACGAGCUUUAGAUGCUAUGCAAAAAAACUCGAGAGUAAUGUCCGCUUUUGUAGACAUCCCACAAUUGCUGCUUAUGUUUAACUUUAAUGCACCAAAACAUACACAUUCAAAAGUGGUGAAUGGGUAUUUAACUGCCCAUUUCCCCACACCUUAAGAGCAGUGAUGUUAAUAAAUUCCUGCACCUCUUUAAAAAUGCCACACACACAUUAGGAGCAGAGGAUAGCAGUCUCAAGUGUAGAGAAGCAACCAUCUGAGCCAUUGCCCAAUAAAUGAUAGGGGUGUUCUCUAACUUACACCUUGUGAUCAAGUAAUUAUUCCUGCCCUGCAGGGCUACAAUAAAAUGCAAUUGCAUUUAACUGCUGA
This is a messenger RNA of Mauremys reevesii (Reeves's turtle), 1777 nucleotides long. Its product is annotated as C4b-binding protein alpha chain-like. The transcript has 7 exons. Bases 16 to 1062 code for a protein of 348 amino acids. The record is from RefSeq and is a predicted model, not a curated record. Lineage: Eukaryota; Metazoa; Chordata; Testudines; Geoemydidae. Gene Ontology annotation, biological process: negative regulation of complement activation, classical pathway.